This is a messenger RNA of Nicotiana attenuata, 2074 nucleotides long. Its product is annotated as pentatricopeptide repeat-containing protein At3g14580, mitochondrial-like. Lineage: Eukaryota; Viridiplantae; Streptophyta; Magnoliopsida; Solanales; Solanaceae. Gene Ontology annotation, molecular function: protein binding. The record is from RefSeq and is a predicted model, not a curated record. The transcript is spliced from 2 exons. The coding region runs from base 41 to 1258 and encodes 405 amino acids.
CUGUGUGCACCCUUAUCAUUCUUCUCUAGAAAAACCAAACAUGCAAAAUCUCAUAAACCCAUAUAAAACAAUGUUCUUAGUUCGUUUUCUCUCUUAUAGACCCAUUAUCCACAGAUUAAUCUUUCAAUCUCCACUAUAUUGUCCACCUUCACGUCCAUUUUCAUCAUCUCAAAUACAAAAAUCUGAUGACAUCAACCUUGUCAACUACAAAGAUUGGUUAAGCCCAAAUGAGAUCAUCAAAAUUUUCCAAAAUCUAAAAGACCCAAAUUCAGCUCUAAAUUUACUGAAUCAAAUCUCAAAACGAAAAGAUUAUAAACCCAAUGAAGCCAUUUACAGUGUAGUUGUCAAAAACCUAGCAAUGGCUAAGAAUUUUGAUGCAAUUGAGACACUUAUGGAAAAGAUCAAAUUUGAAAGAAAGUGUAGACUUUCUGAUGAGUUUUUCUAUAAUGUUAUUAAGAUUUAUGGGCAUUUAGCUGGUAGAAUUAAUAGAGCAAUUGAGACCCUUUUUGAUAUGCCUAAUUAUAAGUGCUGGCCAAGUGUGAGAACUUUCAACUUUGUUCUGAAUUUGUUAGUGAAUACUAAACAAUUUGAUGUUGUUCAUAAGGUGUAUAUUCGUGCUUCUGAGUUGGGGGUUGAGAUUGAUGCUUGUUGUUUGAAUAUCAUCAUUAAAGGGUUGUGUCGUUGUGGGGAGCUUGAUGCUGCAUUCAAGGUGUUCGAUGAAUUUCCUAAACAAAAAUGUCAACCCAGUGUGAGGACUUUUUCUACUAUAAUGCACGCUUUAUGCGAGCGUGGUCGCAUUGAUGAGGCUUUGGGCUUGUUAGAGAGGAUGGAAAAGGAGGAUGUUGCGCCGGAUGCUAUCAUGUUUAACACGUUGAUUUCGGGGCUCAGGAAGCAAGGAAGAGCUGACGAGGGGAUUGAGAUGUUUAAGAAAGUAAUGCUGAAAGGUUGUGAUCCGAAUCCAGGGACAUAUCAGGAAGUAUUGUAUGCUUUGCUUGAUGCUAAGAGGUAUUUGGAGGCGAGAAAUUUUAUGGCUGUUAUGAUUGAUAAGAGGGUGAAUCCAAGUUUUGAGUCUUAUAAGCUGUUGAUACAUGGCCUUUGUAAUGGGAUGCUUCUUGGUGAUUUAGACUGGGCGUUGAGGCAGAUGGUGAGACACGGAUUUGUGCCGAGGAUGGGUAUGUGGAGGCAGAUUCUUGGUUGCUUGUUUCCCGAUGGAGAUUGUUGUACUACCUGUUCUUAUGAAGAAAUUCUUGCAGACUAAUCUACAAGCGUUGGAAACAUAAUGGAACGGGAUUAUUGUGCGAGCAAGGAAGGCGAGUAAAGAUGAAGAAAAUGCUCAAAAGAAUGCAAAAAUUGAAGAAUUUGGACUCAAGGAACGAAGAAGAGCAAAAGUGCGGCCUGCAGAAGAAAAUGCGGACACAAGAAAUAUUUUGCGGACUGAAUAUUAGGUAGUGCCUGUUGUAUGGUUACAUGGAGCUUUGCUUCACCUGGGGUGCAUGGCAAUGCAAUUUUUGUUCUUCUUUGGCAGAGGUUAAGGUGCAACGUGCAGAUAUCUGAAGAAACAUUUGCAGAAAAACAAAUCGACUUUAGCAGCUGAGGCUUGAGAGUGUAAGAACCAAAUAUUCCGAAUUCCAACUACAGCAACUGCAACUUGAAGAUUCAUAGAGUUGGAGAAAACCUGACAUGAAUUUUAGGAGAUCGCGAAAGUUUCCCCCCUCCCCCUUGAGUUGUAGGUGCACCCAAACUAACAUGACUCAAAAAGGCAUUUGAGUUUUGAGGACUUUUUGUAAGGUAUGAUUUCUUCCUUUGCUAAGUUAGUUAGAUAUUUAUAUUUCAAAUAUACUAGUAAGUAAUAUUUAUAUUUCAAAGAAAAUUAUACUCAUUGAUAGGGGUACACACACAAUGCGCCCUAUGACUAGUAUAUACAUUAUUAUUAUUUUUGGUAAAAACAGUGAAGUAUUACCAUAGACAAACCAAAUAUUUACACCUAGAGAGCACUUCAGAGAAUUUAACCACCUUCUUUUAUAUAUAUAUAUAUAUAUAUAUAUAUAUAAAACCUUCUUUCUUGGGACGGAAG